Molecule: messenger RNA, 1014 nt
Organism: Lachnellula hyalina
Lineage: Eukaryota; Fungi; Ascomycota; Leotiomycetes; Helotiales; Lachnaceae
Product: KIN17-like protein
Exons: 2
Coding region: 1-1014 (337 amino acids)
Biological process (GO): DNA replication; DNA damage response
Cellular component (GO): nucleus
Molecular function (GO): double-stranded DNA binding
Source: RefSeq, a predicted model, not a curated record
AUGCCCAAAGCGGAGGCUGGAUCUACCAAGUUCCUGAACAAUAAACUCAAGUCCAAGGGGCUCCAGAGGCUACGAUGGUAUUGUCAGGUAUGCGAGCGCCAAUGUCGCGACGAGAAUGGCUUCAAGAUGCACACCCAGUCUGAAUCGCAUGUUAGGCAAAUGCUCCUUGUUGGCGAAGACCCCAAGAAAUACAUCAACAAUUACAGCAACCAGUUCCAGCGCGACUUCCUCCAACUCCUACGAACAUCGCAUGGCGAGAAGAAGGUCCAGCUCAACCACUUCUACCAGGAAUAUAUUGGCAAUAAGGAACAUGUACAUAUGAAUUCUACGAAAUGGCCUUCGCUUACCGAAUAUGCGAAACACCUGGGCCGAGAAGGCUUAUGCCGGGUUGAAGAGAACGAUAAGGGCAUCCAUGUUGCUUGGAUUGAUAACUCGCCCGAGGCGCUGCGACGGCAAGAUGCUAUACGAAAGAAGGAGAGGCAGGAUAAGGGGGACGAGGAGCGAGAGCAGAUGCUGAUUAGAGAGCAAGUAAAAAGGGCACAGUUCGAUGCAGAAGAGCGUGGGGAGGUUGAGCCAGAUGAGACUGAGCGGGAACUAAAGCGAGAUGAGGGCGGCAAAAUCAAGCUGAGCUUUGGGGCAAAACCCGCAGGGCCAAAGGCAGAAGAGCCAACCCCUGUUACUACUCCAGAUCAAGUUCUGGCUUUUGAUAUAAAAAAUGUCGAGGACGAAAAAGAAACAAGCCCUGCGGAUGGUCCAUCGACAGAGAAGCCUCUACUAGAUUCAGCGCCAGUUACAGGCAAGGUAUCUAUGAAAAUGGGGUUCUCAAGUAAGCCUAAGAACGUCUUCGCCGCUGCGAAGAAGAAUGCUUUGGGUGGUAAUAAGAAAGCUGCUGUUGUUGAACAACCAAAGAAGAUGAGCGAGGCCGAGCGGAUCAUGAAGGAAGAAAUGGAAAGGAAGACCAAAAGAGGUCCAUCUGGUUUUGGAGGGCCUGCGCAAAAGAAACAGAGAUUUUAA